Messenger RNA from Malaya genurostris, 2651 nucleotides. RefSeq names its product DNA-binding protein RFXANK. Gene Ontology annotation, molecular function: protein binding. The transcript is spliced from 3 exons. Gene Ontology annotation, cellular component: nucleus. Gene Ontology annotation, biological process: regulation of gene expression. Bases 165 to 818 code for a protein of 217 amino acids. The record is from RefSeq and is a predicted model, not a curated record. NCBI's taxonomy places the organism in Eukaryota, Metazoa, Arthropoda, Insecta, Diptera, Culicidae.
UAUUAUAUUCGGUGUUAGGUUUUUAUAUGCUUGAUUGAUACUCAUAAUAAAUUUUAACUACAUUGUUUAUACGUAAUUUGACGUUCACUUACAUCUUGUUAUCCUAAUAACGGUUAAGCUUAAUAAUAACUGGUUUCCAUUUACUCAACAAAGUAACUUUUACAAUGAGUUCAUCUCCUAACUCCGACGAAGAUAGGAAAAUUGAGUUCAACCCAUUACUACUGACUGGUAACCGGAAAAGUGCAUUUCUACCGUACAAGCCUACGAAUACAGUGCUAACGAACUUACAACGGGGUAAUACCGAGGCAAACAUUGCUAGUGAAAUAUGUUUGAAUUUUCACGAAAAAACGGGCCAAGGUGAAAUAACAGAAGAACAAGUACGCACGGAAAAGUUGGUGGACGCUGUGGAUUCAAAUAACUUGACCCCUCUACAUUGGGCCUGCUACUAUGGGCAGCUUGCAGCUACUCAGAUAUUGAUCAACGUACUUUUCAGUUGCGGUGCAGAAGUUAAUCGACAGGCCACUGAUAUGGUUACUCCGCUGCUUCUUGCCAGUGCAGGUGGUCAUCACGAAAUCGUCCGACUACUACUUCAGAAGGGUGCGAAAGUGAACCAUAUGGAUGUGGUGGGUAAUACCGCCCUGAUGUAUGCCGCGGCUGGAAAUCACCCACACACAUGUAAUGAGUUACUCAGUAGAUGCGCAAGAUUUACCGACAGUAACGAAGACGGCGAGACCGCCUACAGCUUGGCAUUGAAAAAUCAAGCUGGUUUGUCACAAGCCGUACUGGAAAACUACAUUACGGCAUUGUUGAUGUCCUAGCUAGUCAAACUAUGGAAAUUCACCGGAUAUAUUGACAAAUGAUUGAUAUAUUGAAGUUUGUCUGGAUUUGAUUAGUCAUAAGUCAAGAAAAAAAAGGCUUAUAUUCGGCAGAUCAUGUUCUGUGUAAUUGUACCUGUUUAUCUAUGUAAAUAUUUUGAAAUAUUUUAUCACAAUUAUCAUUUCAAUCAAUAACUCAAAAACUUUGUUUCACUUCUGUAAUUUUAUAUACACACUAAGAUUUAAUUCCUUUGUUCGGUAAUAUUUUUGACGAGAAAUUUCGGUAAUCUAUAGAAAUGACCGAUAUUUCGGUACAUGAGUUUUAUUUCACAAUAAUUAUGCAAUUUUUUACCGUACGAUCAGUUUUACGUAAAUUUUUCAUUACAGAAUUUUGUAAAUAGAUAUACAAUUCAUACGGUAAAUCUGAAUAGUCGCCGAGUACGGAAAACAUACUGUCCGUAUGGUAAAGUUAUCUUCCAAUAACCGAACUUCUGUGAAAACAGAUUGUCGUGAAACUAACUGUCAAACAAUCAAUAAUUUUUUCACUAAGUGUCUUUUUAUUAACCAAACGAAAAAUAUCUUGAAGAAUUCAUCGAAUGGAUUGAGAUACAGGUACCAACAAUUUCAAAACUUUUUUAAAUUUUCCAACUGAAAAUUUCUUCCUACACGAAGUAGGGAUUUUUUUAUAUUUUUUUUUUAACUCUCGUUUUCCCUUGUGGAAAACGAGCUCCUUCCAAACGAAGGGAUUUCUUUCUUCUCGUCAAAAAGAAACACGAGUUGUUUCCUAACUAAAAACAGACUACUUUAUUAUUUCCAUCUUACAUCUAUAUGUACACUUUUCUUAUUCUAUUACUACACUUCAAACCUCAAAAGGGACAGACAAAUAUGCUAAUUUUACCUGCUGAUUUACCUUUAUCUUUGCGCGUCUCAAUAGACCAAUUGAUAUGGGUUUUCCCAUUCAGAGGAGAUGCAAAAGAAAUAAUAUAUUUAUUUCCUGUCUAUACUGUGCGCCGAUUUUGUCUAGACGCUACAUCCUAACAAAACAUUAUACAAAUUUUAUAACUCAGCCUAUUAUUCUAGGAUCGGCCUGAUUUUACGAUUCUACUUACGGCCGUCUUGUCAGAAGAAAUCUUCCAUAAAUAUUAAAAUUAAUUAGAGCGUCCGCGACAUUCCGGGGCCCGUAAAUCAUCCGCAUGGUGAUUUACCGAUUUAACUCAAUUGUUACAUGAUUGAUUCUUCAUUUAGAUUAGAUCUCCUCAUUUGUAGCAUACUUAUAAGUGACUGUGGCAUUUCUAACAUGUUUUGUUGAUUAUUACUAUUGCUACUCUGUCUUCUAUUUCUUCUAAAAUAUAUGUAACAGAAUAUAAUGAUUAACGUAAUUAUGAUUGUACUAGUCGCUCCUCCUAAAGCAUAUAAAUGUUUUUCAUAUGGACGGUUUUCUGAAACCCUUUCAUCUAUGAUAUUUACUUCUUCAUACGGAUUUUUAGGUAACGUCAUGUUACUUUUAACUAAUUUCUUUUGAUUAACUUCAAUUUCGUAAGGUAACUGAUCGAUAGAUUUAAAGAAUGAUUUAGUUCUAUAGUUUACGCCUGUCAUUUGUGCAUACCAAACCUGCUUUUUUGCCAAAAUUUUACAAUCGGAAGUUAAUUCCACCAUAGCAACCUUGUACGGAGGAUUUAUAAUCACAUUAUCACAAUGAACAAUUAUGUUCCUUGGUUCGUUUGUUAUAUAAACAACCGUAUUUUGAUUGUUCAUUGGUAUUAGCUGAACAUAAGUUUCAUUUAGCUUUUUCGACAAACAUUUUUCUUUUGUAACCUUAUGAAGGAUGGCAGCCGC